This is a messenger RNA of Etheostoma spectabile (orangethroat darter), 2404 nucleotides long. RefSeq names its product B-cell receptor CD22. The record is from RefSeq and is a predicted model, not a curated record. The transcript is spliced from 9 exons. Bases 167 to 1417 code for a protein of 416 amino acids. NCBI's taxonomy places the organism in Eukaryota, Metazoa, Chordata, Actinopteri, Perciformes, Percidae.
ACUACAGGAAGCUGUGCUUUUAGUAUGUAGAUUAAGAAGCAGAUGAAGGAAAGCAACAAUUUAUUCACUGUGUAUUUUGAGAAAAGGCCAUUGACAACCCCUGCACAGCAUUUUGCAAACAUUUUAGGAUCAAUUACAACCUUGAUGAUUUGACUUGAUUUGUAACAUGUGCAUUGUGACGAGGACACUGAUGCUACUCUUUCUGGCUGGUGUUGUCUGCAAUACAUGGAACGUGGUAUACCAACCGCAACAUAUCUGUGCAGUGAAAGGCUCUUCUGCUGUCAUUCCUUGUUCGUUCUACUAUCCUGAUAACCUGAGAGUGAAAAACGUCAUGUGGGGUCAAGUUAAGUCUCAUCCUUUCAGGACUCUCUUCAUUUCUGACAAGAACUUAAAAAAAGUCACUACAAGAUUCCAGUACAUUGGUGACAAACAUCACAAUUGUUCUUUAAAAAUACACCAAGUGGAGCAUAAUGAUACAGGAAAACACGUCUUCAGAUUUAAAACCAACGACAAAAGCGGCAAGUGGACUGGUAAAGAUGGCUCAACAUUAAAGGUUGUUGAUUUGAGCAUUUCGGUGACAAAGCCUAAUGGAAACAGAACAGCAAAGGAGGGCGACUCUGUGAAUCUGACCUGCAGAAACGGCUGUGAUGGCGGGAACCUUUUAUCUACUUUCACCUGGUUUAAGAAUGGAGAACCCAUAACUGAGGGACCUACACUUUAUUUAAGCAACAUGUCCUCCACAAACUCUGGAAACUACACUUGUUCUCUGAAAAGACACACAGCAGCAUCUUCAGGAGUCAUACACAUUGAUGUUGAAUAUAGCCCCAAGAACACAUCAGUGUCUGUCAGACCAUCGAUGGAGGCAGACGCCGGCAGCAACAUAACCCUGACCUGCAGCAGCCGUGCUAACCCCCCAGUGGAGAAUUAUACCUGGGUUAAAAUAGAUGACGGCGAUAUAAUGGAUGUUGGAAAAGGGCCUGUGUUCAUCCCUGGUGAUGGUGGCCAGUAUUUAUGCAGUGCCAGCAACAAACAUGGAAGCCAAAACUCUUCUGUUGUUACUUUAAAAAUCAAACCAUACUGGGCAACGUGUUCCAGAGAUGUACUAAUCAUCGCUACUGUUGCUGCGGUCCUGAUUGGGAUUACCGUUACUGCCGUCAGAAGACUCCACAAAAAAAAGACGUGGGUACCAGAGACAGAGGAGGACAUGCAGAAUACAGACUAUGUCAACUGGCUGCCCUGUGACAGCCAAUCACAAGUGGGCGAUCAGUAUGAGGAAGCAGCCACAGAAGUCGUCUAUGCAACUGUACACUUCACCAGCAAAAGACAGUCAAACAUGCAGCAGCAGACGGACUCCCAUAAUAAUGAAGAUGUGGUUUACAUCACAGCGUGCAGGCACCAACUAUCAAACCCUUUAUAGAUCAAGCCUCCCCAAUUUGAAAUUAAACCCUCGUCGUUUUGCAGUAAUACGUGGGUUUUGAGGGUAUUUGGUCUCUCAUGUUUUUCUUACUUAUUACAAAUCUGUAAGAUGUGCUGCACAUGCAUUGCCGUAAAGAUAAAUAUUAUAAACCAGAUGAGAAAAAAAACGUGACAAGGCAUCUUCAUGAAGGUACAAUUUAGUGUGUAAAUUAGUUUUUGUUUUAAGACAUGUUCUUGUAUUUCUUUCACCUUUCCUCUGUGUCAAAUGUGUUUGGAUCGUGUGUAUGCACACACUGCCUUUUAAGUUGCUUUCUGAUGCUCAGUGUUUCUAUAAAUCACUUUAACUCCUGUUUUGUGCUUUUGGCACUGUAAAAGUUCAUUUACUUCCUGUAGUCUUUAGUUCCAGAGCAUCUCAGGAGUUGUAAACCUGCACUACUGACAUGACAGAAAUAUGUGAAAUAAAUACUUUAUGUGAGAUACAAAUUAUUAUAUUGAAUAAAUGAGAGCAAAACAAAAACAUUGUCACCUUUGUGAAACUAAAUGUGUCCCUGCUGUUUAGUGGUUUUUCUUUUCUUUGAUGCAAUGAGAUAUACUCACCAGGUCCACUUACACAUAACACACACCACAUAGAGUCAUGCACUGCAAAAACUACGUAAUGUUUAAAAUCUCUAAAACACACUCUUUAACAUAAUGUACCAAGAGAAUGAGGUGACUUCACUUGUUUCUAGUAAUCUAGGAAAUUGAUGCAGCAGAAACAGAAAUAUCCUCUUCUUUAUCCCACACAUUCUUCUUCCUCGCAAAACGUGCCUGCAUUACCCACGAUGCAAAUCUAUUGCUGACAUUUUGAUCAUGCAGAGCUAAGAAGUGGACUUCAGGUAUGAUGAGCUCACUUCUCUUCAACUCCACACCUCCAGAUUCUUUUCAUUUUCAAACAUUUUCACGCUGACUUAAGUGACAUCAUUUGAGGCAAUUUCUCAGACUUCGCUCA